Molecule: messenger RNA, 792 nt
Organism: Aedes albopictus (Asian tiger mosquito)
Lineage: Eukaryota; Metazoa; Arthropoda; Insecta; Diptera; Culicidae
Exons: 2
Coding region: 307-624 (105 amino acids)
Source: RefSeq, a predicted model, not a curated record
UAAUAAAGUAAGUAAGUAAGUAAGCAAAUUGAAAUACAUUUUGGCAAUGAAUUUGACCAUGUAACUCCUAUGUGCACAGUGUAAUACACAUGAUCCACAUACUUUUUGUCGACUGCAGUCUGUGACAGAUUUUUUUCACCAUUCCACACUUUCUGGAGUGAUCAUAAUAGUACAAUGGGCCUUUAUUUCAAAUAAAUAGUAAGUAUCAUGUAUAAUUGUCUCAUCCCUUCGGAUUGCUCACCACUUGAAGUCAAAGCUGUAGCCACUGUUGCUGUGAAGCCAAAAUAACUGAACAAACUGUCCACCAUGGUCAAUGCCAAAGAUCAGCCCGGGACUAGCGGGAGCCAGAACCGGAACAGAACCCAGAACGGGAACCAGAACGGGCAUCAGAACGGGCAUCAGAACGGGAGUCAUAACCGGAACAGGAACCGGAACCAGCAGGCCCAGGAGGACGAUUACAUCGCCAAGAUCAACGCCGAAAUCGAAAAGUGUAAGGAAACCAUGGCCAUGCUCGUGCUCACCGCUGAAAACGAUCGGCGCAAGCAGAACGAGAUUGCAAGGAUUGAGCAUAAAAUUAAUCAGCUGGAGGCCACCAAAAACGCUCAUGACUCAAACAGGCGUUAAAAGCUAGUGGGCAGAUGGCUGUUGAGAAAAGAUAUAACUCGCAUUUUACUGAAUGUCACUGCGUGUCGUUUGUGGAUCAUUUAGUGAUUUUUUGUGUAUUAUUAAUCAAACUAAAACAAAAUUUUAUAUUUUAUUCUAGAAACUAAAUAAAGCAAAUAUCUUAAACUA